AUGAAGGAAAGUGGCUUGAGACCGCCUUCUGCUUCACUACCACAGACCCAACCUUCUACGUCUGCUUCAGUCGCACCCCCUUUUCCUCAUCAUCUCAGUGCUGCCACCAUGACAUCAAAAAGUACUCCUUCCCAACAACCUUCUCCUCUAUUGGCAUUGCCUUCUAGAGUGAGUGAUAUGUCUUAUCAGAGCCCGUCUAUUUCCUCUUCCUCUCCAAAUUACUCGACAGUAUCCCAGCCACCGCAUACACAAAACAUUCAUGGCGGCAUGCUCAACUUGUCUCCUUCUGGCUCUAUUGCCUCAAAUGCCGAAGGACACACUUCUAAGAGCAAGUCCCACCCACCAAAACCUAUGCUACCACCUAUGCUUGCACGCAACAGAGCACCUUCACCCUUUGCGGACCAUGCGAAGAGUGCUAUCCCACGUGUACACUCUCCGCCUGUUGGGACACCCCCGAAGCAUAGUGCCACGACUGGAUACAGACCUUUAAAUGUGAGGGAUGCACUCACAUACCUUGACCAGGUGAAAGUGCAGUUCUCAGAUCAGCCAGAUGUGUACAAUCGUUUUCUGGAUAUAAUGAAGGAUUUCAAAAGCCAAUCGAUUGAUACACCUGGUGUCAUUGAGCGCGUGUCUACGCUCUUCAAGGGUCAUCCGACGUUGAUAUCGGGGUUCAAUACAUUUCUACCUCCGGGAUAUCGUAUUGAAUGUUCCUAUGAUCCCCGCGAACCCGACCUGAUUCGAGUAACCACCCCCAGCGGUACAACUACAACCACUGGAGGAAGUAGCAGUGCAAACUUCGGUGGCAGAAUGAUGGAAUCUGAUAAUAUUCCAGCUACCCAACCAUACUAUCCAUCGUAUGGUCAUAUGCCUGCACCACCACCACAACAAAUGUCCAUGCACUCCAAUCCACAAUCUUCCAUGCAAGGUUCAUAUCCUCCCAUUGGGGAAUCCUCUCGACCAAUUAUUCCACAAUAUCAGUCCAAUGUAGCUGGCCAGACCCAACAAGCAAAUGGUAAGCGUGGUCCAGUUGAAUUUAACCAUGCAAUCAACUAUGUGAACAAGAUAAAGAACAGAUUCACUGGAAGACCUGAGACAUACAAGCAAUUUCUUGAAAUACUACAAACAUAUCAAAAAGAACAAAAGCCAAUACAAGUGGUGUAUACGCAUGUUCAGUCAUUAUUUGAUGGCGCACCCGAUUUAUUAGAUGAAUUUAAACAAUUCUUACCAGAAAUAACUGGCCAACCGGCCAGUGUACUAUUUGGCGACAUUGGAUCCCCAUAUUAUGUUACAGCUCAUGGAGGUCCUAAGCAUAACAUGCACGACUCUUCACCACACAGUACUUCUAUGAUUCCACCCGGGAAGAAGAAAAGAGUCACUGGGGGCGAACGAUCUACGAUGAAUGUCCCUCCCAAAACAUCCAAGCGAUCCAAAAUCUACCACAAGCAGGCCUUGGACGGAGAGAGUGGACAAGCUGAUCCUUACGCUUAUCCAGUAUCUCCAUUCGACCCUGUAUCUCCUACUGUGACAGUAGAAGAAGUAGAGCUUUUUGAACGUAUCCGCAAGCAUAUUGGAAACAAGCCUUCAUAUGAAGAGUUCCUCAAGACCCUCAAUCUUUACACUCAGCAAAUCAUCACAUUGGAAACUCUCAUUGAACAAAUCAGUACCUUUCUUGGAAACAACAAGGAGCUAUUUGACUGGUUCAAGAGUGUCGUAAGCUAUGAGCCUUCUGAAAAAGAAAUAGAGCCACCAAACCCAACUAUACCUAAGCCGGAUUUGAUGCACUGUAAAACUGUCGAAGGAAGUCCGAGUUAUCGCCUGGUGCCAAAGAGUUGGCAGAACCAGCCUUGCUCUGGCAGAGACCAGCUGGCCUGGGAAGUUCUUAAUGAUGAAUAUGUGUCACAUCCUAUUUGGGCAAGUGAAGAUGAUGGCUUCGUGGCUUCAAAAAAGAGUCAAUAUGAAGAAGCUAUGCAUCGAUGUGAAGAAGAAAGAUAUGAUUACAACCUAAAUAUCGAAGCAAACUUGAACACUAUUGCCUUAUUGGAGCCUAUUGCUAAGAAGAUUGAGACAAUGAAUGCUGAGGAAAAAGCUGCAAUGCGCCUUAAGCCUGGAUUGGGCGGCCAAUCAGUCACUAUCUAUGAACGUAUCAUAAAGAAAGUAUAUGAUAAAGAACGUGGCCUCGAAAUUAUUGAACUUCUAUAUACCAACCCUGCCCAUGUUGUUCCUAUUCUCCUCAAACGAUUGAAGCAAAAAGACGAAGAAUGGAAGAAAGCACAGCGUGAAUGGAACAAGAUUUGGCGCGAACUCGACGCAAAGAACUUUUACAAAGCCCUCGACUACCAAGGAAUAAACUUUAAGAGCAACGACCGUAAAGCUAUGGCACCAAAAUCGCUUAUUAACGAAAUCGAAGUCAAAUAUCAUCGACAGAAUUUGCCUCAAAAAUCGAUCUUGGGAAAUUCGAAGUCCAAAUCAAAGUCAAUUUACCAAUACACAUAUCCAUGCAAAGAUCCUGAAGUAUUCAAAGAUGUCACUCGCAUCAUAUUCUCUUAUAUCGACCGCCAGACAGGAUUCACUGGAAACGACAGAGAAAAGAUUCGCACGUUUAUUCGCACAUUUAUUCCACUUUGGUUCCAUGUUGAGGAUGUAGUACCUGAAGGAAUGUCUCAUUAUAUUGACGAUGUAGACGAAGAAGAUAUAAUUGACGAGGACGAAGAUGCUCAUUCUACAAAUACUGAUGAUUCAGAAUCAGAAUUUGGCCGCUCACCAGGAAAACGGAGUAUGUCACCUUCACGACAAAGACAUGCUAGAGGAAAUCGUAGUCAAGAAGAUGAUGCAACAAUGGAUCUUCUUCGCGAUGUUCUCACAAAGAAUAAGACUGCUUUUGAGCAACUCACAGGCAUGGAAAUUGACGAGUCUGCACCAAAAUCUCCCUCUGCUCCAGAAGAGCCAACACAAACUGAAAUGAAGCCGAUAAAAGAGGAGGAAAAAGACUCGUCUAAAGAUAAAUUUGGCUCACCUGCGCAAGUUCCAGGAGCUGAGAGUACAUCUGUUGCCAUUGAAGUACCAGCAGUGCCAGUCUCUGAAUCAGUCUCUGGGACAGUGUCAGAGCCGGUCUCAGAAGAACCAGCAGAAGCAGUAGUAGUAUCAAAAGAGACUAGUCCAACAGAAUCUACAUCCACUUUACCCAAAGCAUCACCAAAGGGAGAUAACCCAGAAUCUGACACCGUAACUUGCAAUACUCAACGAACAAAUUAUGAUUUCUUUUGCAACAACACUUUCUACUGCUUUUUUAGAUUAUAUGAGACAUUAUAUGCACGCCUCAUCAAAAUGAAAGCAUUGGAUGCAGACAUGCGAGCAAACCCACGAAAGGGAAAGCGUGCUAACAAAGUUGCAGCGGGACUUGGACUUUACAGCAAUCGAUUUGACGAACUCGACCUAUCCAAUGGAUACUAUCACGCAAUACUCGAACUUAUUGAUAAAUUAUUUGAUGGUGAACUCGAACAGCCUGUGUUUGAAGAGAGCACACGCUAUUUAUUCUGUACUGAAGCCUACGUCUUCUUCACAGUGGAUAAAUUGGCACUUGCCAUCAUAAAACAGAUACAAGCUAUUACUGUUGAUACCAAAUCGGUGGAGCUUAUUAGACUUUUAAGAAGCGAUCAAAGUCUUGAAAUGUCAACGCCAAAGAUACUAUCCGUUUACCGUUCACGAGCAGAAGAUAUUGUGGGCUCUGAUGAAAACUUGUACAGAAUUAAUUUUAACACAGAGUCUAAGAUUAUGUCUAUCCAAUUGUUGGGUAGAGGAGAUUCAGUAUAA
Phycomyces blakesleeanus NRRL 1555(-) is the source of this 3810-nucleotide messenger RNA. RefSeq lists its product as hypothetical. The record is from RefSeq and is a predicted model, not a curated record. Bases 1 to 3810 code for a protein of 1269 amino acids. Gene Ontology annotation, cellular component: chromatin; Sin3-type complex. Gene Ontology annotation, biological process: negative regulation of transcription by RNA polymerase II. NCBI's taxonomy places the organism in Eukaryota, Fungi, Mucoromycota, Mucoromycetes, Mucorales, Phycomycetaceae. Gene Ontology annotation, molecular function: transcription corepressor activity. The transcript is spliced from 13 exons.